UAUCUUUCUAUCAAAUUUCUUAUAAAAGGGAAGAAAACUUAACUCAUUAACUAUAGUUCAAAAAAAAGACAAUAUAAAAGUGACAAUGCAAAUGAAAGUCUUAUUUUGUGUACUUUACGGAAUUUUGUUCGUCAAAGGUACACCUUUUCAUCCGGAGUCAUCUAUUGAUUUAUUAAAAUUUAACGAGGUCCAAGAACAAUUCGAGUCCAACUCGAAUAAUGGAUCUUUGUUAGCUUUAAAUUCAAAUGAAACCUUAGAAGCUACAAGACCUGAAGAAAACAUUCAAGGAGGUAUUUUUGAAUCAACAAUAACUAUUGAAACAAUUCAUGGUCAUGUUCAAGGCCAUAAUCAUAGUCAUGAACAUACUGAAGAACACCAUGCUCCAAGUAGUAUGGGACCAGUAGAAUCGGGCCUCAGAAAUGUUGUUUCCGCAUCAGCUUUAGCUACAGAAGAACUUUUUAUGGAAAUGGCUGCUUUGAGUAGUGAAACUUCAAACACAAUCAACACAAAAGCCGAGAUUUUAAUGUCUCAUGCUAUGAACGAAAUUUUCAAAUCACUAUCCAAAGCAGAAACUGAAAUCAAGAAGAACCAAGAAUGUGGCAAGCAGUUUGUCAAUUCUUUUAAUACAAUCCUCUCACAAGUUGAUAGCAAUCUCAAAACUUGUGUCUACAAUUUAACUCUUAUUGGAGUUUUCUAUAAAAAUCAAACUACACAAAUUUUAGCCGAUAUCUCAAAUGUUGCUGAAGAAAUUGAUAGUUUGCCAGAUUCCUGUGAGAUUCAAGAAAAUUUUGCAGUAGGAACAUUCUGUACUGUAAAUAAUUUGGCUGAAAUAAACGCUCGAGUUGUGAUGAAUGUAAAAGGGAUGAAAAUGUUAACCGCUGUUGCAACGGAGAAAGUUUCCAAAGCUGCUUCCUCGACUGUUAUUUGUCAUAAACACUUGACCGAAGUAGUUCUUGAAAAGCUGAACAAUCUUGUUAGAGAGGUCGGUGUAAAGUGCAACCAACAGCAGACCAAGCCAUUUAAUAAUGAAAUCUAAUAAAAUAUUCGUGUUUAUCUCA
Messenger RNA from Eupeodes corollae, 1058 nucleotides. RefSeq lists its product as uncharacterized. NCBI's taxonomy places the organism in Eukaryota, Metazoa, Arthropoda, Insecta, Diptera, Syrphidae. Bases 86 to 1036 code for a protein of 316 amino acids. The record is from RefSeq and is a predicted model, not a curated record. The transcript has 2 exons.